AUGAACACAGCCCGAUCCCUUCGAUACUUGAAUUCCAUCAGUAGGAAUGUGCUGCCUAUAUCCAGUGCUCGAUUUGUACACGCCAGAAAUACUUUCAUCAAUUUUGUGCCACAACAGGAAGCAUGGGUAGUGGAACGAAUGGGAAAAUUCUACAAAAUUCUCGAGCCGAAUCUCUUGUAG
Molecule: messenger RNA, 180 nt
Organism: Strongylus vulgaris
Lineage: Eukaryota; Metazoa; Nematoda; Chromadorea; Rhabditida; Strongylidae
Source: the annotation of a GenBank genome assembly